Messenger RNA from Arachis ipaensis, 819 nucleotides. The record is from RefSeq and is a predicted model, not a curated record. NCBI's taxonomy places the organism in Eukaryota, Viridiplantae, Streptophyta, Magnoliopsida, Fabales, Fabaceae.
AUGUACCAUUUUCCUAUGAAAUCGCUCAUUCUUGCUCUCUCCAAUCCAACAUCUCAAUCUGAGUGCACUGCUGAAGAAGCUUAUACAUGGAGCAAGGGUCAAGCAAUCUUUGCUAGUGGUAGCCCAUUUGAUCCUUAUGAAUAUGAAGGAAAAGUCUUUGUUCCUGGACAGGCCAACAAUGCUUACAUAUUCCCUGGUUUUGGCUUCGGUUUGAUCAUCUCCAGUGCAAUCCGCGUCCGCGAUGAGAUGCUCUUGGCAGCCUCUGAAGCUUUGGCUACACAAGUGUCACAGGAGAACUAUGAUAAAGGACUGAUUUACCCUCCAUUCUCAAAUAUCAGAAAGAUAUCAGCACAUAUUGCUGCUAACGUGGCAGCAAGGCAUAUGAACUUGGUUAGUUUCAUGAAAUAUUUUGAGUUUCAGACAACUUUGCUCUGUUUUCUUUUCAAUACUUAUAUCUUUUGUGCUGUGUUUGGUAAAACAGGUCUUGUUUCUCAUCUACCUCGACCUAAGGAUCUUGUCAAAUAUGCAGAAAGUUGCAUGUACAGCCCAGGCUACAGAAACUACUAUUGAGAUUUUUGAACCAUAUUAUAUCAUGUUUUGUUUAGUUUAGUUUCAAAGGCUACAAACUAUGAUUCAGACCAAAGCUUGUGGCGGCUUCAUGAACUAAACCAAGCAGAACAUAUUAGUAGUGUGCUCUCCGCAGUUUUACAGUUUUGAGAUACUUGUUAGGAACAUAUUCAUUUUAUUGCUAAGAUAGAUUGUUGUACAAGGCAUCGCCAUAGGAACUUAAAUUCUUCAACCAGUUGUGAGAAGUUUGCU